AUGCCACGCCGAAAAGCCGCUGACCGAGCAGGACCGGUGAAGACCCGCUCUCGUGACGGAUGCAAGGAAUGCCGUGCCAGUCGCGUGCGAUGCGACACCAAGAAACCCCGUUGUACCCGCUGUUCCGAGAAAGGAUUGCCCUGUACCACUACUCUCGUCCUGAAAUGGGAGUCCGAAUUCGCCAGCCGAGGCGUCGCCUUUGGCCGCGCCGGCGUCUGGAACAAACCUCGCCCUGAUGGUGUCUCCUCGAACUCGAGCUCCGUCCCUUCGACUCCUGCUACUUCAACCGCUGAGGACACAUACUGGUGUUCCUUGCCCACCAUUCAUCCAUGGGGAUUCGUCAAUAGCGGUGUACUCGCCUUUGAAACCCACGGCGAAGUCGAUGUCAAGUCGAACGAGCUACAGACACUGGUUCCGCUGAUCCAAGGCAAUGCCUCGCUAGGCCAAUUGCCUCUUCAUCUACACUCACUGGGGGAUCUGGGUGGACUUUCCGCAGCGCUUCAUCCGAACCCUAGAGCUGGCCCGUCUCUCUUCCCGGAUGUGACUCGAAUGGGACAUGGAGAACUGAUGGACUACUACCUACAGCAAGUCUGCCCCCGCACGACAGCCAGCUCGUCCGUCUCAUCGCCAUUUGCCUCUGUAAUUCUGCCCUUCAGCUUAUCUGCCUCCCCCACCCUCUUCAAAGCGAUCCAAGCGCUAGGAGCCUGUCAUCUCUCUCGUAGUGAUGCGUCCUAUGGUGCUUUGGGACUACGUUUGAAGUCAGAGACUUUGCGCGAUCUCCGGCACCGCCUUUCGUCCGAAGGCCCCUCCAACUGCUGCAACGACCCCGAAAUAUUGGUCGUCAUGAUGCUACUCUGCCAAUACGAGAUCGUCGACAAAUGUGAUCCGCAUUGGACAAUCCACCUGAACGGUGCCAAAGAUCUAAUUCGCCUGAGGAGAGGACAAGCUACAGCGUCAUCAUCUCCAUCGGUGCGUGUCCCCGACCCAGCCACCGCCUUCGCGGAGCAUUUCUUCGCCUUUCAGGAUGUCAUGGGUCGAACGGCGUGUGCUAAAGAAGUCGCCUUUGGCAGCGACUACUGGAAAGCGGAUGAUCGGCACAUUGACAUGUGGAUGGGAUGUAGUCCGGAGUUGGUCUCCCUUCUCUGUGCUAUUACUGACAUGAGUCGCGCCCGACGCACUCUGGACUCCGAUUCCUCCCGCGAGAGCUUUGCGCACCGAGCGGCAUCGCUAGAAGGACAACUCGAGCAUCUCAUCCAGGAAAUUGAAGCGGGCGAUGAUGAUGUUCUUACAUCGGGAGCUGAAGCCAAACGUCUUGCAGCGGUGCUUUACCUGCACUGCGCGUUGUAUAGUGCCUGUCCCACUAGCCCGCCGGUCGCCCACUACGUCCGGCAGAUUCUUCAGAUCGUGUCUCAUCUGUUAGAUCAGGGAACCCUGACGAGCAUCACUUGGCCUGUCUUUGUCGCUGCGGUCGAAUUGGACCCGGCCCAGGAUGAGAUUUGGACAGACGAUAGCGGGAAGCCGGUGUCUGGCCGAGCAAUUGUGCUUCGGGCGCUGGCUGCUAUGGCCGAGUCUACGAUUGCAAAUAUUGCGCGCACUCGCGCGGUGAUUGUCCAGUUGUGGCAGACGCGAGACCAAGAUUUGGUCAAGGCACCGCAGAUUGAGGGAAAUGACUGGGAGUGUGUAAUCCCUUCACUGCCUUCCACCCCGAGUCGUCCUCAACACAACCCAAACCUCUCGAUUAACCUCCCCUCCAAGACUGCCGGCUCACCUCUCACCAACCAUGCCCCCCUCUCUCCUAAACUCGAUUCCUCCCAGAUUUAUGGAUCCCCGGGCUCCGUGCUUCCGCGGCGAUCUCGGGGCCUGGAUUUCUCUCGCGCUUGCACCAACCUUCACCACUCGACUCUCGCCGAAUCGUCGCCAGACUCAUCCCCCACGAUUGGAGGUCGCGGAAUGACUAUCCCUCAGCGUCGCGGCUCUCUCAAUCUCAACUCUACCUCGGUGCCGGUGUUCUCCACCUCCGGACCGGCCGACCGUACCGCCAUCUCCAGCUCCGUCUCCAGUGUGAACAUGAUGGAAUCCGACACUAGCAGCAGUGAAGACGAUGACGCCGCCAUGAUGGACCGCGAUGAUCCCAUGUUGAAUACUCCUCAGGCCAACCGCAUGGCCAGUGGACCUAGCCCCUUCACCACGGGCAACAUUCAAAGCCCCGGAAACGACUGGAUGGGCCCAUUCUCUGGCCCGGUGGGUAGCCUGUUAAGCUUCCAACGUGCACGCUUCCGCAAUAAAGGACGCAGUCGACACAGCUCUAGCAGCGCCAGCGGUAACAGCUCUAAACCCAGUCCUGGCCCACACUCUCCACCAGCGAUGAAGAGCGUUGAGAACUCCGUGGGUGGCUACUUUGCUCCGCGGCAGAGUGCUCAUGGCCGGCGUGAGAGCUUGAGUCUAGGUACUCAUGAUCUACGACUCUCUGAUCUCAGUGAUGAUGGGGAGAAUCGUGCUCGCGCAGGCAGUCCCACCGCUGCUCCUCAUUCUGAGGGAGGCGGGGGUCCGCUGGGGGUGAUUCGCCGUGCUGUCACUCGACGAGGAAGUUUGCUGCCCAAAACCAAAACCUUUGCUCGGAUCCGCGCCGCGUUGAUGGAAGAGGGAGCCCCAGUCGACAGCGACAUGAAACGUGAAGCCGAAGUGGUUCGACAAGUCCGCGAUACCGAACCCGAGACAUCUCCUACCCUUGGCGCUACUGUUCCACCCAAUUCAUCAUCCCAGGCCAUUCCAGAAAUGGAAUCAAUCUCGGAGACCUUGGACAUGGCCAGUCCACCCACGAGCACCUUCAGCAAGCAGGCCAGUCGGAAUUCCGGCGGGGUCGAGUUCUGGAACUCCUUUGAUGGUCGCUAUCGUACUCCCCCGCCCAGCCGUGCACCAGGAGCAUCCGCCAACGACGAUGAUAUGGUCAUGGAAUUUCCCGCUGACUUCAAGCCCCAUUCGCGCUCAUCCACCCCGCAUGCGCAAGGCACCGCAGGAAUCAGCGAAAUUAAUCGCAAGCGGCGCCGCGAGGACGACUUUGAUCCCAACCUCUUCAAACGUCGGGCCGUGUCACCAAGUGUGAGCGCCCAGAGCAGUCCAGUAAUGACCCACUCGUCCACCGUCGACACCGGCCCAAGCAUCUGGGGACCUCCAUCUAAACUUGGUCCCCCUUUCUCUGAACGACCCAGCACGGACAAACGCGCGAGUCUGGACAAUGGCAGUCGCCCCAUUCCUCAUACGGGAACCCCCAAACGGGUCGGUCUGCAGGGCAUGACCGAGGCAAGCGAUGGAUUUAUGAAUAUGAGCAUCGAGUAG
Molecule: messenger RNA, 3336 nt
Organism: Penicillium cosmopolitanum
Lineage: Eukaryota; Fungi; Ascomycota; Eurotiomycetes; Eurotiales; Aspergillaceae
Product: Zn(II)2Cys6 transcription factor
Exons: 3
Coding region: 1-3336 (1111 amino acids)
Biological process (GO): regulation of DNA-templated transcription
Cellular component (GO): site of double-strand break
Molecular function (GO): zinc ion binding; DNA-binding transcription factor activity, RNA polymerase II-specific
Source: RefSeq, a predicted model, not a curated record